Messenger RNA from Hypanus sabinus (Atlantic stingray), 2387 nucleotides. It is a transcript of the gene pyroxd2, whose product is annotated as pyridine nucleotide-disulphide oxidoreductase domain 2. Gene Ontology annotation, molecular function: oxidoreductase activity. The record is from RefSeq and is a predicted model, not a curated record. Lineage: Eukaryota; Metazoa; Chordata; Chondrichthyes; Myliobatiformes; Dasyatidae. The coding region runs from base 224 to 1972 and encodes 582 amino acids. The transcript has 16 exons.
UUCCUCCUGUAGUCCAGGACCAGCUGUAUGGAUUUUCUGGCACCACUCAGCCAGCUUUUCAACUUCUCUCCUAUAAGCCGAUUCGUCGCCACCUUACUUUCGGCCAGGAGAUGCCCAGGGAGCUGGUUUGGAGGCGACGAGCCGAGCCCCAGCUCCGACUGGUUCGAGGCGGAGCCGCCCCCUCUGUUGCUGUAGGCGGGUCCGAGCGCCGUUCUUCGGGGUUAUGGCGAUCGGUUGGGAGCGGGUCUGCCUCCGCCGAAUCCUGCCCAGGGUCCCCGGGACGCGGGGCAGCGCCGGAACGGGGCUGCGGGGGCAGUACGACGCCGUGGUCAUCGGGGGAGGACACAAUGGUCUCAUUGCCGCUGCCUACCUCCAAAAGUCUGGAGUGAACACGGCCGUGUUAGAGAGGCGGCACCUCGUUGGUGGGGCGGCUGUCACGGAGGAACUCAUUCCGGGCUUUAAGUUUUCUCGGGCCUCCUACGUGCUGAGUUUACUGCGGCCGCAGAUCUACCGAGAACUGGAACUGAAGAGACACGGACUGAGGGUACACAUCCGCGACCCCUCGUCCUUCACUCCGAUGCUGGAGGACGGCGUGGGAGGGAACCCGCCCCGCUCGCUCCUCUUGGGCAGUGACACAAAGGAGACACAACGGCAGAUCGCUCGGUUCUCACUGAACGACGCUCGGGCCUACGCCGCGUACGAAGCCUCGACCAGUCGCAUCGCCGCAGCUAUCCAGCCUCUCCUGGACUCGGUACCGGUGGACAUCCCGUCGCUGACCGGCAGCUCCCUGGGGCAGAGACUCCAGUCACUGCGCACCGUGAAGCCUCUGGUGCAGGCAGGACUGAAACUGGGCAAGGAUAUUCCACAAUUCUACGAACUUCUGACUGCGCCGAUAUCCAGGAUUCUAAAUCGGUGGUUUGAAUCGGAGCCUCUCAAGGCAACACUGGCCACGGACGGAGUGAUUGGCGCCAUGGUCAGCCCGGAGGCCGCGGGCAGCGGGUAUGUUCUGCUCCAUCACGUGAUGGGGGAGCUGGAGGGUGUGAAGGGGGCCUGGGCUUACGUGGAAGGCGGGAUGGGUUCCCUCUCCAACGCCAUCGCCCGCGCAGCUACAGUUCACGGAGCCUCCAUCUUUACGGAAAAGGCAGUGCGCUCGAUACUGGUGGAUCAGAAUGGGACUGCCCAGGGCGUGGUACUACAGGAUGGGACAGAGAUCAGAAGCAAAGUGGUUUUGUCCAAUGCCACUCCUCAUGUGACAUUCCUCAAGCUGACACCACAGAAGUCAAUGCCCAAAGAGUUCAUUAAGGAAAUUUCAUCCAUUGACUAUACAUCACCAGUGACAAAGAUCAACGUUGCCGUGGAUCAGUUGCCAGGAUUCCUGGCAGUGCCCAAGACUGAUGGGGUGCCCCCUGCCCGCUACUUGGCUGGCACCAUCCACCUGAACUGCGAGGACACGGCCUACAUCACGGAGGCGUACGACGAGGCUUACCGAGGGCUUCCUUCCACGAAGCCGAUGAUUGAGUUAUGUAUCCCCUCAGUUCUGGAUUCAACCCUUGCUCCACCGGGCUGCCAUGUGCUCUCCAUCUUCACCCAGUACACUCCCUACCAUCUCCAAGGGGGAAAGGAGUGGGAUGAGGAGCAGAAGAACCUCUAUGCUGACCGAGUGUUUGACUACAUCGAGCAGUACGCUCCGGGGUUUAAGAGUUCAGUGAUCGGACGUGACAUCCUGACGCCUCCAGAUCUGGAGAAGGUGUUUGGUUUGACAGGUGGGAACAUCUUCCACGGGGCGAUGACGCUUGACCGCCUAUACCUGGCACGCCCCUCGGCCCUGAAUUCGGGAUACAGGUCGCCCGUCAAGGGCCUGUACCUGUGCGGGAGCGGAGCCCACCCAGGUGGUGGUGUCAUGGGAUCGGCCGGUCGUAACGCAGCCCACGUUGUUCUGUCUGACCUGAGGAGGUCACGGUGGUCCCGCUGACCCUGCCGGCUCGCAGCUCCCCUCCCGGACUCGCGGGCUCUCACAUGCACAGGAAUCACUGUUGAAUCGGGAAGCACUUAAUGUAAUUUAACAGGCGCUCACAGAAUAUGAUCGCACCGGGGGAGUCCAUUCGAGCCAUCAAGUCUGUACCAGCACCUUCAAGCCAAUCCUGCAAGUUUAUUCUUCCCUUGAGGGCUUCUUUCUGUGGCCUCUUUUUAACCCACCCCCACCCUCCUGCUAUGGACCACAUUCCCCCCCCCCACCCUGAGACCUGCACAUGACAAGUAUAUACCUUUGAACAGGACCGCCGGUGGGUAAACACAUCCUGUUACGCUGCCCUAAUUGAUAAAAGCAAAUUGAAACUAAACUUUUGGUGGUAUAAUUAGAAUUUCCAAUAAAACUGGAAAAUCCCUGA